Pangasianodon hypophthalmus (striped catfish) is the source of this 3370-nucleotide messenger RNA. It is a transcript of the gene vstm4b, whose product is annotated as V-set and transmembrane domain containing 4b. The record is from RefSeq and is a predicted model, not a curated record. The transcript has 7 exons. Lineage: Eukaryota; Metazoa; Chordata; Actinopteri; Siluriformes; Pangasiidae. Bases 442 to 1347 code for a protein of 301 amino acids.
UUCCUGAUAUUAUAUAGUAUGUUAACAAGGCUGCAAGAUCUGGAGGUCACUGUGAUAUAUUCAGUGAAGGCAACCUGGUCAAGGACAGUGAUGGUGGCUGAACUGAGCUUCAACUCUGUUUCUGGACUGGUCUCCUAAACCAAAAAUAAGGUAGCAUUUAACUAAACUGCAAUGCCAGUGAAAGUCAUUGAGGGUUACUGAGUGCAGUCUGUGUGUGUGACAGAGAGAGACAGUGUGUGUGUGUGAGAGAGAGAGAGAGAGAGAGAGAGUGUGCGCCUGCAUUUGAGCAAUAGGAGGAGGAGCGAGGGAGUACACUAAGAAGAAACAGAACAUGCCCUGACUCAGGUUUCAGAGUGGAAAAGGGAAGAAAAGAAAGGAGACUGGACGGGCGCCUUUCUGUGGCAACAGUGAACUUUUUUAUGGAGCCAGUCAGACUGGAGAAUGAAGAUCUGUGCAGGGUUAACAGUUUUCCUGACUAGUGUUUUCUUCAGAGGUGUUUGCACAGCCAUUAAUGCCACAGUCACUCCGUCUCCAUUCCUGGUGGCAGUUGAGGGUGAGAACGUCACUCUAUCAUGUCAGGUGACCCAGCGGCACAAAUCAGACACGGCUCUAGUGCUACGCUGGAUUUUCCAUCCUGCUUCUGGAGGAGACGAGCAGCUCCUUGCCAAAGUGAACAUGAGGCGGGCCAAAUUCUAUGGAAACUACACCAAGAGCUUCCCCAAACCCAAGAUUAAGUUAAUAGUUGUGAAGCAGGGUAAGAUCUACAACCUCUUGAUCAUCAACAUUACCAGAGAUGACAGAGGCUUGUACAGCUGCAAAGUGCAGGAGUUUAAGAAGCAUCAGGACAGGUGGAAAUCGUCUGCCAACUCCACAGCAGCUACAGAACUUAAAGAUGUGUAUCUGUGCGCGGUGCUGAUUUGUUGUGUGGGGCUCCUGUGCAUGUGUAUGUUUACCGUGGUCGUAGGCUGCCAGUAUCUGCAGAAGAAGAGGCAUUUAAAAGAAAAUUAUCAUUUGGUGAAGAGUCCCCAAAACAGUUCUGGAGAAACAGUCACAAGCGUUGUUAGCUUAUCUCCAGCUCUUCCCAAGAAGCAAAAGAAUUACAAGAUGAAGAAAAAAGUAGAACAGGUGGAGGAGCCACCAGAGAUCCCAGCUAAAGCACCCAUUGCUGACAGACUGAGAAAGCCAAAACUUUUAAAACCUCAACCAAGAAAGAUCAUUUUGCCAAAGAUUGCAGAGGAGAGUUUAACUUAUGCAGAACUUGAACUGGUUAAACCUCUGCCAGAUGCCAAAACUUCAAAGACAGGAACUGUGUAUGCCCAAAUCCUUUUUGAAGACAAAAUGGUGUAGGAUGAAAUUAUUUUCCUUUAUUAUUGAUUAUUUAUAAUGCUCAAUAUUACUGACAAUGUCUAGUAAACUUACCUGAGACCAGAUUUGUAACAUAGUGUUGAAUUGUAAUUCUUUGUUCAUAUUGUGUUGUAUUAUUUUUAUUAUUGAGAAACUCAAACACUCUGCAUAUAGACUGCUACACAAGACGCCGGGCCGACUGAUGACACAGACAGUGGUAAAGAACAUUCCACUGUGUUUUGUCUGACACAUCUCCUAGCUGUAUAAACAGCCAUUUUUAGCCAUAGACUCCCCUGUAACUACUCCUCUUAUCAGAGGUCUCCUUUCAUCUGUGUGCCAAGAUCAACUCCCUCCUCUGGCUAUGCACAAAUUAGUGAUCCAAGGUAGACCUUGAUUGCUAGUUGGAGCUGGAGAACCAGACAUGAGCAAAAUACUGAAAAAUCAUGUUUGCUUUAAUCACUGUAUGCUACAUUAUGUUUAUCUCUUUAGUGCAUGCUACGCUAAUGUAUGAGCAAAAUACUGACUGAAAUGAUAAUGAUAACCUUCGUAUCUGUAUCCACCAGUUUUUAGAGAUCAGAAUCAAAAUCUCCUUACUUGCCAUUCAACAUACAUCUACAUUAUGUAAUUACUAAUAAAACCUGUAUAUAUGUAUAUACACACACCAUGAAGCCAGUUUACUUGGUAGUAAAUAGUUGGAGCUGGUAAUCUUGAAAAUCUGUGUAUAUGCAACAACAUGACACAACACAUGUAACAUGGUCAUAACCUAUGACAAUAUAAAACGGUACACUCUCAAAAAAAAAGGGUACUUUUCUUGCCACUGAGGUGAUAUCUUUAUCUUUUUUACCUGGAAAUGUGAAUAUAAUGUACCUUGAAAAUGAUUUAAGGUACAUGACUGAACUGUAAUUGCCUUUUUGAGUAAAGUUUUGAGGUGCACUACGUGCACCUUUCUAGGUAAAAAUACACAGUAGAGGUACAAAAGGUGUACAACUGAGGGUAUCACCCCAGCAAACAGGAAAGGCACCGUUUAGUACCCUUUUUUCUAAGAGCGUACAGUAUUGUAGCAUUGUACUCUAAUGCAACUUCAUGAUUGUGAUGAGUGUGAGCAGAUGGGAUUCAGCCUAUUGCACGGUAUAAUUAAAAAAACAUAUCACACAAUAAACCACGAUAGGAACUUUUGCAUAAAUAUCUAUUAUAACUGUCCAUUACAGACAGUAAUAGUCAUUUGAAACCUUUGGGAUUGACAGAUGGAAGUGGACAACCACUAUUCCUGAGCAGCUUAACUGGAACUCAUCUGCAUCUUUUUCCAUGUUUUAUUAUUUUUAUUAAAUAUAUUUUAUUAGUCCUUUGGACUCAACUCUGGAAAAGCCUCAUUUUCCAAACAAGCAGAAACCAACAUGGAAACCUUCAUGUUGCACAGAAUUAUGGGAUGCCAUUAACCCUUCCAUUUAGAAAAGGGUACUGACAUUAUAACAAAUCUUUGUCUGGGAAAGUUAUUUAACUGUGAAAAUGAAAUACUCCUCCAAACCACACUGAGCAUAAUGAGAGACCACUGUGUAUACCACUAAUAAGUACCAGCUGUGAAUUCAGCACAACAAGGCCAUCCUGAGCUCACACAAACAGAACACGCUGCAUUGAUUCUCUCUUUCCAGUCACACGCUUACAUGAGCAUACUGCAAAGGUUUUAUAAAAGAAUAAAAUUAGGUUUGUGCAAUUUGAGUAAACAUGUUGACAUGGUAACCAGGUUAAUUGAUUAAUGUAUACCUUAUAUGUGUCCUGUAUGUAUUGUUUCUUAUAUGUAUUGUUUUUUUAUAAAGUAAAAAAAAAAGACAAAUGGCCAUGUUUGAUUCAUUGCCAAAUGACAACAAAUGCAGAAAAUUAUAUCAAUAUCUUGAAUAUACAGAUUACAUUUAUCUAGCAUUUCUUAUUAUAAGAUCAUGACAAACAAAUAUAACAUCUCUAGACAUUUUUUUCUACUAAUUCCCAACCUGACAUUGGCUUUUGUAAACAAAAUGCCAUUGGUAACUGU